AUGUCAAGUUUGCAACGCAAAAGGCACCCAUGGAAGAACGUAUUUAGCACUGCUGGCUUUUGGUUUGUGUUGUUUUCCGUUGUUCUAAUCCUGAAAUUGUUCAUUUAUCCUCGUUCUUUCCCUCACAACUCUACAUUUGGAUUCCUGGCUCAUGCUCUUGCUUUUACGACUAUACGAAUAAAAAUAGUAUUUACGCUUGCAAAAAGAACUUUGUUUGAACGUGAGUUCUCUACAUUAUUUUUUCUAGCUCUGAAAAAAUUUGAUGUUAUUCUACAAAGAAAACCAGUUGAAAACGUUGGGAUAGCAAGAAUAAUCAUAGCUGUCAUAACUGUCUUUGUACUUGCUACCGGACUUUUGGUUUCUCAUAUUCGCUUUCAAAAUGAGUCUGUUUACAACUACAUCUUUGGGUUUAGUACGUACUUUUACAUUCUUUUUAUGGAUUUCAUGAUAACGAUGAAGUACAUCAUCUGUGUACUGCAACUGAAGGCCAGGCUUAAGAAACUGAACGAAGUUCUUUUUGAAGUAGCUAUGCCAGCGAAUCACCUUGCUGCAAUAAUGGGGUACGGGCAUCAGCCACACCCUUACACAAGAAGAAAUAUUCAUCGCAUGCAAAAGGCACAUCUCUUCUUGCAUGAGGCGGCGGAAUUAUUGGAUAAAGAAUUUGGGCUCAUAAUAUUCUUCGAUAUUGCGUUGUCCAUUAGUGGCACUAUAUACGUUUCAGCUGGCAUAUUCACACUUAUUAUUUGUGACAGUGGAGAAGAGCAUUUCUUGUUUACGUGGCCCAUGUGUGUCUCCCUCUUCUGGCUGCUGUACCAUACUGGGAAGCUAAUAGUGCUGGUGCUGAGCUGUUCAGUGACAUCACACGAGGCAGAAGUCCCUUGCGUCAUCCUGAUCAGAGCCGCAGCACUCCGAGGUUGGCAAUCCGCUCUGCUGGAAACGUUCCUGGAGCAGGUCGCUUUCACGCCGAGCUUACAGUUCACUGCUGGUGGGUUCCUUACAGUCGACCGGCAACUUCUCGUCUCUGCACUCACUGCAACUGCCACCUACCUUGUUAUUCUCACACAGUUCAAUAUCAGUGCAUAA
This is a messenger RNA of Schistocerca serialis cubense, 1083 nucleotides long. RefSeq lists its product as uncharacterized. Gene Ontology annotation, biological process: sensory perception of taste. Bases 1 to 1083 code for a protein of 360 amino acids. The record is from RefSeq and is a predicted model, not a curated record. Gene Ontology annotation, cellular component: dendrite; axon; neuronal cell body. Lineage: Eukaryota; Metazoa; Arthropoda; Insecta; Orthoptera; Acrididae. The transcript has a single exon.